Callorhinchus milii (elephant shark) is the source of this 3019-nucleotide messenger RNA. RefSeq names its product sodium- and chloride-dependent GABA transporter 1-like. Bases 108 to 1901 code for a protein of 597 amino acids. NCBI's taxonomy places the organism in Eukaryota, Metazoa, Chordata, Chondrichthyes, Chimaeriformes, Callorhinchidae. The transcript has 15 exons. Gene Ontology annotation, cellular component: membrane. Gene Ontology annotation, biological process: sodium ion transmembrane transport. The record is from RefSeq and is a predicted model, not a curated record.
CUUCACUCCUCUUUCAAUCCCUCUCUCUCCCAAUCAGUCGUGCGGGUCACUAUGUGCAGCGGCUGAAGCCGGCGGUUGCUCAGGACGUGGUGGAUAAGGAUCCAGUGAUGGGGAAGACGGGGGAGGUGUCGUUGGAGAUCGGCUGCCAUCCAGACCUCCGUGAGGUCCUGCCCAGGGAAAUGGUUGAGCCGAAAGGCAAGCAGGCCGUGAAGAGAAAAGCCAUCCCAGAGAGAGGAGCAUGGAAAGGGAAGUUUGACUUCCUGCUUUCCUGCGUGGGGUAUGCCAUCGGACUCGGGAAUGUCUGGAGAUUCCCGUAUCUCUGUGGGAAAAAUGGAGGGGGUGCCUUCCUGAUCCCAUAUUUCCUGACACUGGUAUUUGCUGGGAUCCCUUUGUUCCUACUCGAAACUGCUCUGGGUCAGUACACAUCGAUCGGAGGCCUGGGAGUCUGGAAGCUGGUUCCUAUGUUUAAGGGAGUGGGGAUGGCUGCUGUGGUCCUGUCUUUCUGGCUGAACAUCUAUUACAUUGUCAUAAUUUCCUGGGCGCUCUACUACCUCUUCAAUUCUUUCACCUCGGAACUUCCUUGGCAAAACUGUGACAAUGUGUGGAACACCAAAUCCUGUUUCUCCAAUUUCUCGCUCCUCGACACCACCAACCGGACCAGUGCAGUGACAGAGUUCUGGGAGAACAACAUGCAUCAAAUGACCAGCGGUCUGGAGGACCCGGGCUUCGUGCGAUGGCCUCUGGCAGGCACCCUGGCGCUGGCAUGGGUCCUUGUCUACUUCUCAAUCUGGAAAGGAGUGGAAUGGACAGGAAAGGUUGUGUAUUUCUCAGCUACGUACCCCUAUUUGAUGCUGAUCAUUUUAUUCUUCCGUGGAGUGACACUACCCGGUGCCAUUGAAGGCAUCUUGUUCUACAUCACGCCCGAUUUUAGCAAACUCUCCAACUCUGAGGUCUGGCUAGAUGCAGCUACACAAAUAUUCUUCUCCUAUGGCUUGGGACUGGGAUCUCUGAUCGCUCUGGGGAGUUACAACAACUUCCACAACAAUGUGUACAAGGAUUCCCUCAUUGUGUGUUUUAUAAACUCCUGCACCAGCAUGUUUGCUGGUCUCGUCAUCUUUUCCAUCAUUGGCUUCAUGUCUUACAUCACCAAGAAGCCAAUCCAGGACCUUGCUUCAUCAGGUCCUGGGCUGGCUUUCCUCGCCUAUCCACAGGCUGUGACCCAGUUGCCGCUUUCCCCGCUCUGGUCCAUUCUUUUCUUCUCUAUGUUAAUGAUGCUGGGGCUCGAUUCCCAGUUCUGUACAAUGGAAGGUUUCAUCACUGCCUUAAUGGACGAAUACCCCCAGUUACUCCGAGCUCGAAAAAAGCUGUUCAUUUUUAUGAUGUGUUUCAUCUCCUACAUCAUUGGAUUUUCCAACAUUACCCAGGGUGGCCUCUAUGUAUUCAAACUAUUUGACUACUAUUCUGCCAGUGGAAUGAGUCUUCUCUUCCUGGUCUUCUUUGAAACUAUCUCGAUAUCUUGGUUUUAUGGAGUUAACAAGUUCAAUAAGAACAUUGAGGAGAUGAUUGGGUACCAGCCAUGCUUGUGGUGGAAGCUGUGUUGGGUUUACUUCACCCCAAUGGUUGUCCUGGGAGUAUUUCUCUUCAGUGCUGUCCAAAUGACCCCCCUGACAUUGGGUAAAUAUGUCUACCCCUUGUGGGGCCAGGGGGUGGGCUGGAUCAUGGCGCUCUCCUCCAUGGUGCUUAUCCCCGGUUACAUGAUCUACAUGUUCUUUAUGACCAGAGGAACCAUCAAACAGCGUUUGAAGGUGAUGAUGCAGUCCAGGCUGGAUGCUCCCAUGCAUACCAAUGGGCUGAAAAGCAACCUGUCUCUGACAGGAGGUGUGGCUGACGCUGCUGUGUAGCCAGUUACUUGGAAGCCCAGAGCACCGGUUACUUCUCAUUUUGUCCUCGUCACCAGAAGCAUGGUUUAGAUUAGGUCUGAUCCUGAGUUGAGCUGCUUGAUAAUACUUUAAUUGGGUACAGGGGAUAAUUUUUUUUGAUAAAUCCCACCCAUAAAUGAUAACUUUUUUUAAAAAAGGAAUAAAAUCACGACUUUGGAUAGAUUGAGCCAGGGUCACUCCACCCAAUGAGGUUAUCCUCAGAUCCUGAACCUGCCCAGUCCACUUGAUCUCCUGAUAUUCCUCACAGAUAUAUCUGCAGUGCCAAAAUCCAUAUACACAACAUUCACUUCAGCGCUCUCUCCACCAAAGGCAGUCUGACUUGUGUGCUUUUAUAAAUUUAAUGUCUAUUUUUCUAAUUUCCUCUAUACUCCAACACCUUGGGACGUCCUCCCGACGUGAAAGGCGCUAUACAAAUGUAAUGUUGUUGUUGUCGUACUGGCAACGCCUCUCUACCCCCGGCCUGGGAUUCUCUCUGCCCCUGGCCUGGGAUUCUCUCUGCCCCCGGCCUGGGAUUCUCUCUGCCCCCGGCCUGGGAUUCUCUCUGCCCCCGGCCUGGCUUUUCACUGGAGUUGAAUUCCGUGGGAGCUGCUUGUCCUCCAGUAGCAGCCGGAGUGGCCAUUAUAGCUAUUUGAGCCUUGACAGUGAUCAACCUCGCUGUCUCUUUCACCCACUCCGAUAUAUAUACACAUCAAUAUAGACACACACAACCAAUAGAGGGCACUGCAGAGCGAGCAGGAACAGGGAAGGAGCCGUUGCUGGUUUCACUUACCCAAGCAGCUUUGAGCAGCAAACUCAGCACAGACUGGGAUUCACACCAGUGAGCACGUGCUGCGUGAGCUGCAGCUCUGUCCACUCCAGUACUGCCUGGCCUCAGCGUGGCUUGCAAACCACUAUAGUCGCACUCCCUGCAGCAUAUCCCUUUUAAGAAUUAAAGAGCAAUUAUGAAAGAGCCAAUGAGAUAAAGACAGGAAGUACAAAAGGACACUGGGUGUAGAACAAAUUGGCAUCAGUGUAUAGUUGGUGGUGUGUAGUUAGUAGAUUGGAGGCUUUGAGUUGAUAAUAAAGAAUCUUACUAACGU